Penicillium antarcticum is the source of this 2235-nucleotide messenger RNA. Its product is annotated as fungal specific transcription factor domain-containing protein. Gene Ontology annotation, biological process: positive regulation of transcription by RNA polymerase II; DNA-templated transcription. Gene Ontology annotation, molecular function: DNA-binding transcription factor activity, RNA polymerase II-specific; sequence-specific DNA binding; zinc ion binding. The transcript has 7 exons. The record is from RefSeq and is a predicted model, not a curated record. Lineage: Eukaryota; Fungi; Ascomycota; Eurotiomycetes; Eurotiales; Aspergillaceae. The coding region runs from base 1 to 2235 and encodes 744 amino acids.
AUGCCGACAAGUGCCGAUGGAGGGAGAUCAUUCAGCCAAGAGACAGAAACCAUUGGCCUGUCAAAGGUGUCGCUCUCGGAAGCAAAGAAAUGUAUAUCGACUGAUCCGGUGACACGCAGGGCUCGUGUCAGUGCCGAAUAUGCCAAAGCACUCGAGGAGAGGAUCAUGGAUCUCGAAUCCCAGGCAGGACGGGUAUCAGAGCAUACUUCCCCAGUCAGCCGACAGGGAAUAGCGCAGGACACUCCACGCUCGAGAAACGAUGGGUCUUUGUCGAAUAAGAGGACAUUCGAGCGCGCAAUUUCAGAGCCAGAAUCAGACAUUGAUCCUCGUGCUUCAAGACGGCGACUAUAUCAAAAUUUGUCCCAAUAUGGAUCAUCUUCAAAUCCCCAAGCGGCUCAGGUUCCUCUCCCAGCAUCCACUGGCCCACGCCAGACACCACCGUUACCAUCCUCGAAUGCGAGAGAGACAUUACCGCCUCCACAAGGCCAAUGCGGGCACUCAAGCUUGUUGAUCGGUAUACUAGCCACACUGGCAAACUCCAAUUCUUAUGUAUCUUCUGCUGCACAGACUAAAACCCCGGACGUCAGCAUACCAUCUCCUUUCACAGAUCAGAUAUCCCAAUCAGAUCGUCCAAUCAGCCUUUCAAGGGAAGCAUCUGAUCGACUGGUUCAUAUUUACCUCGAGAGAGUCAACCCACGAUAUCCUUUCCUUCAUCGCGAUACAUUCCUUGGCUGGUAUGAGUCGUGGAAGGCUCAUUCACAUCUGGAUAGGGUUAGGCAUCAGCAAGGUCUAUGGAAGGAUUAUUUCAUUACCAUAGUGCAUGCUGUUGCCCUACUUUUGACGCCUCGAGUGUCAGAAAGUGAUAUCGCCACGUCUCAGUCUUUAUAUAAUACUGCUUUGCAAUACCUCGGCUACGUCUUCGCGCAGCCUGAUCUAAUCCUGCAUGCACAAGCGUAUCUACUCCUAACACUACAUGCACUUCACUCACCCUCAUCGCAAAUGAUCAUCACCAUGGUAUCCGCAACGAUGAGGUACUGUGUCAUGGCCCAGCUCCACCUAUUUGAGAGCGAGCCGAAAGUCCCGAAUCCAGUAUUUUCAUUGGAGGUCCAAACCCGCCGUCGAGUAUUCUGGUCUGCCUAUGCUCUGGAUCGAUUUAUCAGUUGGAUCUAUCAUAUCCCAAACAAUAUCGUCGACGAGCAUAUCAGCGUGGAGCUCUUUUCAGACGUCGGAGACGCAGACCUCCACCGCCACGGCUCAGACGACAGCUGCGUCCGAAUAGAAACACCAUCCCAGAAAACCCACGUCUCACCCGCUCUACAUCUAUUCCGAUGUAGGCGAAUCCAAUCCCGCAUCAUCAGUACAAUGAUGCGGUCUGACUUUGAAGAGAUAAACACCUCAACAACAUGGCGAGAGCACAUGCUCGGAGAAUUAGAUGCCUGGAGAUCCCAACUCCGUCUACUGAGCGAUGUAGCAUCGAAAAGCUACACGAGUGACCGAUGGGUCGGUAUGGCAUACAACUAUACCAUCCUCUUAUUACACCAGCCCACGAAAGAAAACGUCUGCGACGGCUUUGGAGACCGUUCCGUCCCGGCUUGUGUUCAGAUUGUCUUGACAUUCAGGACUUUUCAGAAAGAUCGACAGACAGCUCAAUUAUGGCCCGGCCUUCUAAGCCAAGUUGCCGUAGGGAUAACACUCCUCUACUGCUUCUGGGCUACACCACUCCAACACCAAACACCAGCAUAUAAAUCUCGCGAAGUCCCCGAAGCACUACGAGCCUGUUCAACCGCACUAGCUAUUCUCGCCGAGCGAUGGACCCAAGCUGAGCCUUUGCGUGAUGUGUUUGAUACAUUAGCACGGGAAAUCCCAGUGUAUGGAAUGGUCGUUGAUGAUGCACCGAGACGAAUCUCGGUGGAGGCUGCUUCAUACAUUAAGUCCCAGAUGCCUUUACUUACGUCCAUUAUCAUGCAUCGAGGAGUUUUGCGGAUGAUUCGUGAGAUGGUUACGGAGGAUUUCCCUAGUGGUUUUGCCGAGCCGCACCAUCAGGUUUUGUCUGGUGGGUUUCGGGGUCAUUUGUGUUCUGUUGAGUGUCCCUUCUUUCGGGGGACUGGUCAUGCUGCGCCCGUUGCUGUUGAUGUUCCGGGGUAUGAUCCGCUCGAGGGUGGGAUUAGGGGUGGAUUUGGGGUUGAUGAUGAGACUUUGAUGUUUCCUCUUCUUUUCGGGUCUGCUGAGUUUUGA